CACAUCAGUACAGUUCAGGUCUCUGAGAGGUGCAGUCGUUUUUAUGUAGAAAAAUGUGGAUAUGAUAAAAAAAGUGUUAAACAUUAUAUAAAUAGACGUUAGUGAUUAAAAUAAUAAACAUUCUUUAUAUAUACUGAUUGUAUCGGUUAAAUAAAACAAUUCAUCGGUUAGUGGCACCUUGAGAGCGGGUUUUUUUUCAAUCGUAGGUUUUUCCUUGUUUUGUGUUUGCAAGAUGAGUUUGAAUUUUUGUUUCUUGCUUUUUUUAGCGAUAUUUACACAGCAUGCGAUAUGCCAGACAUAUUUGACAUCGGAUAUCAUACAAGAGAUAUUCGGCGAUGGAACACAUCCACCUGCAACCCAGGCAGGACAAGUCCCGGCGUUAUCUCCUUACAACAACACGCUACAAGACACCGACUAUUCGGAUACCACGGACAACUAUAAUCCUGCACCGGCUGACUUCGAUAGAUUCGAUUGGACUCUUACUAAGCGUGUUGCUGCAUCAGCAGAUAAUAAUUUCCUUCUAUCACCGCUGGGCUUGAAGCUAGCUUUGGCCAUUUUGACUGAGGCGGCUACCGGAAGUACGCAAGCGGAGCUAGCUUCGGUUCUGGGUUUUGACCUCGACAAGGCUCUAGUGAGGAAGAAAUUUGCUAGCAUAUUGGAUUCGCUGCAGACGAAAUCUUCUAAGUAUAUACUAAAUAUGGGAAGUAGAAUAUACAUUGGUGAAAAUGGUGAACCGCGUCAAAGAUUCGCUGCUAUUGCUGAGAAUUACUAUAAAACUGAGCUGGUCAAGAUUGACUUCACCAAACCAGUUGAGGCGGCCAGUUCUAUCAACUCCUGGGUCGCUAAUACCACACAAGGACGUUUACCAAAUCUAGUUAAUUCAGAUGAUGUAGCAAAUGUAGCGUUGUUGGUACUCACCACGCUGUACUUCAAGGGUACAUGGGUCCAUCAGUUCACUCCCAAUGAGACCACAACUCAUAACUUCUAUGUCACGGCAAAGGACACUAAACCGCUCGAGUUCAUGAACGUUAGAAACAAGUUCUACUUCACGGAGUCUGCGAAGUUCGACGCUAAGAUUCUCAGAAUGCCGUACUUGGGUAAAAAGUUCGCAAUGUACAUCGUGGUGCCUAACACGUUGACUGGUUUGCCGCGAGUCUACAAUAGCUUAAGCGAACUGCGCGCUGAACUGUACCGUUUGCAGCGACAUCUCGUCGACGUCUCCCUGCCGAAGUUCAAAUUCGAUUACACAUCAAUCUUAGACGGCAUACUAAAAGAGUUGGGUAUUCGUCAAGCAUUCGAAGACACCGCGUCCUUCCCCGGCAUCGCGCACGGCCAGCUCGAGCGGAUAAAGGUUUCCAAGGUGUUGCAGUGCUCCGGGAUAGAGGUCAAUGAACUGGGCAGCACGGCUUACUCCGCUACUGAAAUCACUCUAGAAAACAAAUUUGGCGAAGAGGAAUCCUUCUAUGAAUUGGUUGCAAACAGACCGUUCAUGUUCUUCAUACAAGACGAGGAGACCAGGCAAUUGCUGUUCACAGGACGAGUCUCUGACCCAAGCAACGCCGACAGUGCUCUCAAAUUUUAAUAACAAUUCUUACUUCCAUAGCAAUGAAUAGUUAUAGCAUUCAAAUAGACUUUAUCCUCAUAAUAAAAUAAGUAAUGUAAUAUUCCUCAUGUUUGAAACCGAAUCUUAUUUUUUUACCAACAAUAAACUGAUAUUUUUAAAA
Papilio xuthus (Asian swallowtail) is the source of this 1724-nucleotide messenger RNA. The record is from RefSeq and is a predicted model, not a curated record. Lineage: Eukaryota; Metazoa; Arthropoda; Insecta; Lepidoptera; Papilionidae.